UUGAAUGCAGGUCGGUUGGACGCCGGAGGUUGAAGCAGGUUUGGGUUUCAGGGUGGGUGAAUGAACGUUACUCUCACACAAGUUUGGGGUGCAUUGUAACCAUGAAGUUUCUCUUUUAAAGCUUCAAAUCAGCGAAAACUCAGAAAAUAUGGAAGAAAGAACAAGGUCACAAAGAGAUCAAAAUACUGAAAUACAAAUGAAAGAUGACAAGCAUGGAGCUCAGAAUAUCAAUGAGCAAUGGAUGCAGGAAAAUGCUGAGGCAACCACUUGUAAUCUGUAUAUCAAGAAUCUGAAAGGCACCCAUCAGCAAAGAGGUCUGGUUAAACAUCCAUCUUCUCAAGUUGAGGAUACCAAGAAUGAACCUCUGCAAUCUUGUCUAAAAAUAAUGCAUGAUUCGACUAAAUGUGAGACUUGUACAAAUAACAGGUUACAUUUAUUGCAAAUAAAUGAACAUGCCCAUUCUUAUGAGAAAUCUGAGGAGCUGCAUCCUCCUUCAAAUUAUUUGCAGCAACUCAUUCCUGUUGAUUCUAGUGGCUUGAAAGAUCAGCAGAACUAUGACUUUUCUCAGACUUAUAGCUCUUACAUGGAAAAUAAUGAACGUAACACAUCCAAGUAUGAAACUGACACCAUUAUCCCUUUGCAAAAAUGUAGCACAGUAACAAUCACACCAGUUUUCUCUGCACUGAAUUGUCAACGAAUACAUUCUAAAAUGAAGUUGGAUACUCAAAGCGAUAUGGAUACAAACAACAGAAGGAGGGCUGCAAGUGAAGGUACCAAUGCAUUGCGUGACCCUUUCACUCCAGGUCAAGUUACCAAACUCUCAGAAGAUAACAGGAGAAUCGCUUUCCUAUUGAAAGAAUUGAAUGCAGUGAGAGAAUCUAAUAAAAAGCUUCAAGAUAAAUUGUCAGAAAGUGAGAGAGAACUGGAAGUAAUAAAACUGGAUCUGGAAUUGCAAGAAAAAGCAGUGGAAGCCAGAGUGGCUGAAAAAGCUGCAGUUCUAGUUGAAGAAAUCUAUCGUGCACAAAGCGAACGGGAUGCAGCUGUUAUGUCCAGACUACGACUAGCCAAUGAGGAAAGAGAUGAAGCGCUUUUAAAAAAUAAGCGACUGGAACAGGCCUUUGAAGGGUUGGAAAAUAUUAACCCUGAAGAAAAUGACAUGACAUUGCAGGAAUUACUGAACCGAAUCAACAAUGCUGAUACAAGGCAAGCAGUUGACAAGAACGGAGAUUUAAUUGUAGAUAGAAUUCACAAAGCCAGGGAGCGGAAGAAAAGAAUAACUGCUGAAGAAAUGAAUGCAGUUAUUGAGGAAAGGGAUGCAGCCUUAUCAAGAUGCAAACAGUUGGAAGAGGAGCUUCAUCUUUUGAAAGAGCAGAACCAGUCAUUGGCUAAUAACACAAGACAGCUUACUACUGAAAACAAUCAAGAAUGUGCCUUGAAGGCCCAACUAAUAACAAUGCAGAAAGAAAGAGAUGUUGCCUUUCAGCAAUGUAAGAAACAAGAUGAAGAAAUUCAGACACUUAGGCUUUAUUACAGCUUGCACAGGUCAUUAUCUCAAGAGGCUACUCUCACAGACCAAUUCAACCUUACCCUAGGCACUUAUGACAAUGCUUUACGUGUCAGUAAAGGCAUCAUAUCAACCACACACCACCAAAAUGAAGAUCUUGCAAGCCAGUUACAAUUAGCCAUAGCAGAGCAUGCAGACAUGGAGAUUAAACUGCAACAAGCAUUGGAAGAGAAAAAUGAAUUAAUUGAAAAAGUUCAGAAGUUGGAACGCCUGGUAGACGUCCUGAGAAAGAAGGUUGGGACAGGGAACGUCAGGACGGUGACCUGAUUGAGUUAGUUGUCACAUCUGGUGACCAGGCUGUUCUAUUUCAUCACUGUACAGAUAAAAAGGCCUGGACUUAGCAAAGAGUUGUUGUAAUUAGCACAUUGAAAUAGCAUUCCAAAAAAUUAUCAAAAUCUGUAUUUUUUUAAAUCUGGGAACUUGGAAGUAUUCUAUAUUAAUGAGGCUUGUAGAAAUGCAAAAGAGCUUUCAGAUUUGCCAAUUUUAACAGGAAUUUUUAGAAUGUAUGUCUAUAAAUGCAUCACAAUUUCAUGCAUAUUUAAUUAAAUGUUAUUCAGAAUUAUUAAGUUCUUAGUGGAAGUGCUGCCGUAAAUCCAGUAUAAAGCCAUAAUGUUGUUCACUUCAUUAAUAGCUGGAACGGGACAAUUGCCAAGAUAUAUAUUUUUACACAUUUGAACUAAAAUUAGGAUAUUGCAGAUUGAAUAGAUUUUUUUGUUCUUUGAUGUUUAUCUUUAUUUUAACAUGAUGUACAUCAAUCAGUACCCGUGUAUUUUCUUCUAAUAUUUAAACUUUUUAGUAGUUUAGUUAUGGUGUAACAGUAGCUUAUUCAGAGCUGUAAUGUCAAUUCUUUGUCCUAGUCUUCACGAUUUUAAUUUGUUCAGAACUUACAUCUAAUCCGCUGUAGUACUGAAAUAAAGAACAGUGUA
Pristis pectinata (smalltooth sawfish) is the source of this 2490-nucleotide messenger RNA. RefSeq names its product mirror-image polydactyly 1 (gene mipol1). Lineage: Eukaryota; Metazoa; Chordata; Chondrichthyes; Rhinopristiformes; Pristidae. The coding region runs from base 149 to 1831 and encodes 560 amino acids. The record is from RefSeq and is a predicted model, not a curated record. The transcript has 12 exons.